CUGGCCAUCCUACUGUCCUGUCUUAUCUACCAGCAUCCCAUCUCAGUGGUUGGAGUAUUGGGAAUAGCCGUUGUGUUUUCGUCUCUUUUCUUGCGCAUCUAUUGCAACCAACGCAUCAGAGCACUCAGGCGACGCAUGCAGAACGGAUCCACCACGAAAGUUUAAAAUUAUUAGAAGCUUCUUUUUAUAAACUGUAUUGCUUUAAACCGAGCCUGACAAUGAUCUUUAUACUAGAAUCAAAACAGCUGUUACUCAAGAAUUUUGAAUCAACAAAUAUGGGAUCCAAAGCGGGAGAAAACCAAGAAAAAUCUUGCAGUAAUAAAGAGAAAUCUGUAAAUUCAGCUUUCGAGACCCGUUUCCAUCGUUUAUUGAAGAGCAACAUGCUCUGCGACUGUGAAUUUGUUGUGGGUGAGCAGAAAACUGUGAUUAAGGGACACAAGCUGCUAUUUUCUUUGGCCAGUGAAGUUUUUCAAGCAAUGUUCUGUGGAGACUUGAAGGAGACAGCCUCAGUUCAAGUUAUAGACUUGGAACCGGAAGGAUUCAAUGGUAUGAAAACAUACAUAUACACCGGUGAGAUCAAGUUUACAUCAGUCUUCCACGCUCUACACACUCACACCGCUGCACGUAAAUACAUAAUCCCAAACCUGCCACAAAAAUGUGUGGAUUUUAUUGAGAAAACACUGAAACCAUGCGACGUUUUAGAGUUACAAGACACUUGUAGGAUUAAUUGCAUUUCUGACUUCGACAAUCUGUGUAGUAGAAUUAUAAACCAGAAUACAGGGGAGGUUUUUAGUAGUGCAUACUUUCCAUCUGCAAGUAUAGAUGCGGUUGAGUCCAUCUUGAAAUCCUCCUCUCUAAAUGUCAAGUCUGAAGUGGAGAUUUUCAUAAAUUUCGAGCGAUGGGCUUCGGCUGAGAUUGAGCGACGUAAAGCUCCAACCGAAGAUGUGGCUAUGUGUUUUAACAAUCUCAAAAAACACAUUCGGUUCCUGACAAUGAGUGGGGAGGAAUUUGUAGAGAGAGUUGAACCAUCACCGCUUCUGACCCGUGAAGAGAAGUAUGCAAUUGCUAUUAAUAAAAUGAAAUUGAAUCCAAGGGUGACCGCUGAGAGUAUAUCAAUGAUUCAGGAGCCACGAGCAAUGGAUUUUAAUAUACAUUAUUAUAAGCACAAGAUAAUAUGCGAGGUUGUGAAUAAUAAGUUUGAAACCAAAUAUCUUAGUAUUGUACCUCGAAGAAAUAUUAAUCACUAUGAAAUCGAAAUACGUGUUGAGUGUAUUAAUUCUGCUCGAUCAAUCGAACUUGGAGUGUCAUUGAAUGGUGAAAUAUAUGACAUGUAUGAUGAUCAAUAUAUGCACCCUGGCUCUGGAGAAAAAAAAGUGAUGAUCAUAGAAUCAAAAUUCAGUGUACUUUCUGUGAGAAAUUGCAAUGAUCUAUCUCUCCGGAAUCAGAAUGAACGUGUUGAACAAGUUCUGCAUUUUCAAUACAUUGAGGAAGAUGAUUAUUAUCACAUCAAUAGCAAAUUUCCAUUGUUAACAAUACAGAAAGACAGUCUGAAUGCUAAUCAUUAUUUUAGAGAUGCUCAUGGAAGGAAUGUGAUCAAAAUUGAAGCAUUGUUUUCAUUUACAUUCGAUGGGAUCGAAAUUGAAGCUUAAAGUCUUCUGUGAUCUUGGAAAUCCAGAUUUCUUUGUUCGAUUCUAUCCACAAAAAUCCAAUUUGUGUGAAUGAUUAUGAAUCCUGUUCGGAGGUUUUAAGUUGAGUUUAGGUUUUGGGAGUUGAGAGAUAAGGUUUUUUCGUAACAGUUUCAUGAACAUUUUUUUCGAAAAAAGGACAAGUAUGAUUUUGAGAAUAUUUGUGUUUUGAUGUUAAACUACUCAUGGAAUUUUUUUGGAUUGAUGGUAUUAUUUACUUUGUUGGAAAGAAGAAUUUUUAAUUUUGUAACAUGAAGAAAAAUAAAAAUUAACUUAAAUGGAACUC
Nilaparvata lugens (brown planthopper) is the source of this 1971-nucleotide messenger RNA. RefSeq names its product BTB/POZ domain-containing protein 2. The coding region runs from base 219 to 1649 and encodes 476 amino acids. Gene Ontology annotation, cellular component: cytosol. The transcript is spliced from 3 exons. The record is from RefSeq and is a predicted model, not a curated record. Gene Ontology annotation, molecular function: protein binding. NCBI's taxonomy places the organism in Eukaryota, Metazoa, Arthropoda, Insecta, Hemiptera, Delphacidae. Gene Ontology annotation, biological process: neurogenesis.